UUUUUAUUCAUGCCGCUCAGUUGGGUUAUUCACGCUGUGCCUGGUCGAACACACGGCGAAAGGGAAAAGAAAACGCUUUAAAUUUAUUCACAAAAUGAGCUGCGGUACGCAAACGCUGAAAAUCUCCUCAUUCGUUUUAGAUUUUCUUUGCUGUGUUUUUGCCUCACUGUCCAUAGCUGCGUGCUCAUAUGCAUUGAUAGUGUUCACCCACAGUCAGGCAAUACGCAUACCCUGCAUAUUGGGCAUAGUGUUGGGUAUAUUGCUCUUCGGCAGCACCAUCUUCGGCUGCGUUGCGGCGCUACGUGAGAGCAUUCGGCUCAGCUGGAUUUAUGCUGCCAUUUUGCUGGCCUUGAUAUGCGCCCAAAUUACCGUUAUAUUCGCACAACCCAUCAACUUUGAGCUGCUGGCCAACGAGACCAUCUCCAAUGCCUGGCAGAAGCAGCUGUAUAACAAUGGUAGCAUCUCCUACUAUGAGAUCAAAUACCACUGCUGUGGCAAAUCGGGACCCCUGGACUAUGCUUCCAGCGGACUGCGAAUACCCGCCAGCUGCUAUUUGAACCAGAACUCGACCAUAGCACCGGAUUUAUAUACCGUGGGCUGUAACAAGCGUCUGGCCGCUGCCUAUAUCAUGGGCACCAAAUACGAGCGCAUCAGUGAUUGGACUGUUGUCGGUCUGGAGAUAUUGACUGUCAUGGUUGCUGGACUGUUUGCAAUCACAUUACAAAAUGCGGAGCGUAGACGUUUGUAUCGUUAGAUCAGAACUUUGGCUUUAAUUUUAAACAGUAUUUAAAGUUGUACAAAUAUUAAAUGUUGGUUUUCUUCGAUUUGAAA
Messenger RNA from Drosophila montana, 831 nucleotides. RefSeq names its product Tetraspanin 42Eq (gene Tsp42Eq). The coding region runs from base 95 to 754 and encodes 219 amino acids. The transcript has 5 exons. NCBI's taxonomy places the organism in Eukaryota, Metazoa, Arthropoda, Insecta, Diptera, Drosophilidae. Gene Ontology annotation, cellular component: plasma membrane. The record is from RefSeq and is a predicted model, not a curated record.